Stegodyphus dumicola is the source of this 1107-nucleotide messenger RNA. Its product is annotated as methionine synthase reductase-like. Gene Ontology annotation, biological process: homocysteine metabolic process. The record is from RefSeq and is a predicted model, not a curated record. Gene Ontology annotation, molecular function: flavin adenine dinucleotide binding; [methionine synthase] reductase (NADPH) activity; FMN binding. Gene Ontology annotation, cellular component: cytosol. Lineage: Eukaryota; Metazoa; Arthropoda; Arachnida; Araneae; Eresidae.
AUACUCCUUCGAGUCUUAGCAGAAUAUACCAAGAAAGAAGAGGAGAGAAAGUGUUUAUUGUUUUUAAGUAGUCAAGAAGCUUCUGAAUUAUAUACAGAUUAUAUCAGAAAACCAUCACUGUCACUUCUUGAUAUUCUGUUGCAUUUUAAAUCUUGUCUUCCACCCAUUGAAAGAGUAUUAGAUUAUCUACCUGCAUUGAAACCCAGAUUUUACUCAAUUGCCAGUUCUCCAUUAGAUGAGGAUUCACAGUUCAAAAUUUUAUUUAAUGUUCUUAAAAUUUGCAAAGAAAAAGGCAGAAUGAGUGAAAGAGAAGGUGUUUGCACUGGAUGGUUAAAUAGUUUAUCAUCAGAAGUUCAGAAAUCUUCUGAAUCUUGCCUGGAUACUAUUGUUGAUGGGAUUUCGUCUUUGAAUCUCAGCUAUAAAGAGAUCAACAUAUUAGUGUAUAAAAGGCAAAACAGGCAUUUUUACUUUCCAGAAAGUACAGACUGUCCAGUGAUUAUGGUAGGUCCUGGUACUGGAAUAGCUCCUUUCAUAGCUUUUUUGAAACAUCGUGAGAAUCUUAUGAAAACUCAGAAUUCGGACUCAAACUUUGGGAAAACAUGGCUAUUUUAUGGCUGUCGUUAUAAAGACAGAGAUUUAUUAUACAAGGAAGAACUUGAAAGGUUUCAGUCAUGUGGUGCAUUAACACAUCUGAAAGUUUCAUUUUCUAGAGAAACCUCUUCCAACAGUGUGACAAAAUAUGUUCACCAAAAUAUUAGACAACAUGCUGAAGGUAUUGUUGCUGCUGUUAAAGCAGAAGGCAAAAUUUUUGUCUGUGGUGAUGCAAAGCAUAUGGCUCGUGAUGUACAGCAAGCAUUUAUUGAAGUUUUCCAGUCAAAUCUUGGCUUAAGUUCUGAAGCAGCAAAAUCUUUUGUAGAAGAAUUACAAAAUGAUUAUCGGUAUGUCACUGACAUAUGGGCAUGAUUUAUUGGCAUAAAAUAUGUCAUAUAAAUGAAUGCACAUGGAAAAAUUUUACAUUCAUCUGUAUUUUAAUGCAAAUAAAUUCAAUAUUCAUUUUUUCCCAUUGUAUUUGUUGUGACAAUAAACAAUCUAUUUAGGAAGAUUUAA